This is a messenger RNA of Zingiber officinale, 1173 nucleotides long. RefSeq names its product protein DEHYDRATION-INDUCED 19 homolog 2-like. The record is from RefSeq and is a predicted model, not a curated record. The coding region runs from base 153 to 881 and encodes 242 amino acids. The transcript has 5 exons. Lineage: Eukaryota; Viridiplantae; Streptophyta; Magnoliopsida; Zingiberales; Zingiberaceae.
ACUCUUCUCUCCUCUUCUGUUUCUUAGCCUCUGCCCCAUUUCUCUCAACUUUUUCGUGCUGUGGGUGGUGGGGCUUCGAUUGCGGCUCUCCGUGGCGGAAUCGGCACUGGAAUCUUGGGUGAAAAAGGAAUUGGGAGGCCAUCGGAUCGACCAUGGAAUCCGAUGCGUGGAGCCGAUUCUCCGCAGCCGCGUCGAAGCGCCAACAGGCCGCGCUGCAGUCGCGUUACGUCGACGCAUCUCGAGAUCCCAAUCUUCGCAGCUGGAGAGAUCUGUUUCUCGGGUACGAGGAGUUUGAUGGCGUUGAGGAUGAUCUCCGCGCGGAGUUCCCCUGCCCUUUCUGCUCCGACGAUUUUGAUAUCGUCGGCAUCUGCUGUCACAUCGAUGACAAGCAUCCCACGGAGGCUAAAGAUGUGGUAUGUCCUAUUUGUGCGGCUAGUGUAGGAAUUGACCUGAUUGGACACUUGACAACACAACAUGGAAGUUUCUUCAAGAUGCAGCGUAGGAGAAGAUACCGUAGAGGAUCAUCAGCUUCUCAUACCAUGCUUUCCCUAUUACGAAAGGAUUUGAGAGAAGGCAAUUUACAAGAUCUUCUAGGUGGAUCCUCCUAUAUGGCUCCUCCAGCAGCAACACCUGAUCCAUUUAUAUCAUCCCUCAUGUACACCUUGCCUUUGGGUGAAUCGUCGUUGCCGUUGAAUGAAUCACCAAAAGAUGCACAUGCAGACUCCUUUAAUGAAGGGAGCCUUACUGGCACUAAUUCAGAUGAAAAAUUGGUUGAGAGGGUUGAACCAUCCCUAACCGACAAGGAUCAGAAAGAGAGAGCUCGAAGGAGCAAAUUUGUACAAGAGCUUGUUCUGUCUACCAUAUUCGACGACACAUUGUGAGGCAUAAAUUUCAUGGGUGACAGUAUUCAGAAUGCUUGAUGAAAACAGAUAAGCAUGUUAGGAGACAGAAAAUUCUUGCUAUUCAUGAGCAUCAUUCUAUUCAAGUACUUUAAAAUAAAAUCUAUAUAUUUAAGCAGUCCUUCUGGGGAGGGAGGAGAGAACAAUGUGUAAUGUGUGGUUUUACUUAGUUCUUGAUAUCUUUAAGAGACAUUAUGGUAAGAUUGAACAUGAACAGCCACACAAUAGGCGCUUAUUUAUAAUGAAAGAUGCUUUGAGCAUUUAUCUUGUUUAA